Molecule: messenger RNA, 828 nt
Organism: Otolemur garnettii (small-eared galago)
Lineage: Eukaryota; Metazoa; Chordata; Mammalia; Primates; Galagidae
Gene: MIXL1
Product: Mix paired-like homeobox
Exons: 2
Coding region: 1-720 (239 amino acids)
Biological process (GO): regulation of transcription by RNA polymerase II; endoderm development; endoderm formation
Molecular function (GO): RNA polymerase II cis-regulatory region sequence-specific DNA binding; DNA-binding transcription activator activity, RNA polymerase II-specific
Source: RefSeq, a predicted model, not a curated record
AUGGCCGCCGCAGAAUCCCGCCAGCUCCAGUUCGCCGAGGGCGCCACGUUCCCAGCGUACCGGCCGGCCCACGCCGGAGGGGCUUUCCUGCCAUCGCACAGCCCCGCGCCUGCCCUGCUCCCCGCGACCCUCGCGGGCCCCGGCCCGGACCGCGGCGCGCCGGCACCCUUCGCGGGCUUCCUCAGCUGGGGCUCCGGGCGGCCCCCGCCGCUCCCUGUCGGCCCGGGCUCGCGAUCGCCCCCCAGAGGCGCGGCCGCCCCGUCGGCGUCGCAGCGCCGCAAGCGCACGUCAUUCAGCGCGGAGCAGCUGCAGCUGCUGGAGCUCGUCUUCCGCCGGACCAUGUACCCCGACAUCCACUUGCGGGAGCGCCUGGCAGCGCUCACGCUGCUCCCCGAGUCCAGGAUUCAGGUAUGGUUCCAGAACAGGCGAGCCAAGUCAAGGCGUCAGAGUGGGAAAUCUUUCCAAUCUUCAGCUAGGCCAGAGGUUUUCCUCAACCAUUCUGCUCCUGGAACUGGAAUUGAAAUGAAAUGUUUGAAGCCCCAGCUACCUCCUGAGGUAGAAGGGAACUGCUUGACUGAUCCAAACAGGAUUGGAGGAGGCAACUCUGACUCUAGCUUCCAAGGUCAGAAGUUUGAAACCUAUUCACCUCUCUCUGAAGACAUUGCUUCAAAGCUACACUUGUGGGAGGAACACAUCUUAUCUGCGUUUGGUAACUUUUGAGGAUUUGGGAGAAUUCAGGAUACCCUCAGAGGAGUUGUGACUAGUGUGCCAGGAGCCGCACCUCAGAACACUGUCCUUUCUGACUGCCAUGUCCAGGACAUGUCCUUG